AUGUCUGGCAGAAACGGUCAUAUAAUUAGUCAGAGUAAUGUAAAGAGCGAACCGUCGGUUUCAACUUGCCUACCGGAUAGGAAGACUUCAAGUUUGGACCACAGUGGGCCAUCUGUACCAACUAUGUUAGCAUACGUUGAUUUUCGCCCAUGGUUUAAAGGAUGGGAUCAACUUGACAUAAAUGAUCAGGACAAAUUGAAGGACCUAGUAACAUUUGAUUCCAACAAUCAAAUUGACUAA
Messenger RNA from Schistosoma spindalis, 240 nucleotides. Lineage: Eukaryota; Metazoa; Platyhelminthes; Trematoda; Strigeidida; Schistosomatidae. The record is from the annotation of a GenBank genome assembly.